Oncorhynchus mykiss (rainbow trout) is the source of this 2632-nucleotide messenger RNA. Lineage: Eukaryota; Metazoa; Chordata; Actinopteri; Salmoniformes; Salmonidae. The record is from RefSeq and is a predicted model, not a curated record.
GCCCUGGACGGGUUCUUCUUCGUGGUGAAUAUGGAGGGUAACAUUGUGUUUGUGUCUGAGAACGUGACCCAGUACCUGCUGUAUAACCAGGAGGAGCUGAUGAACACCAGCAUCUACAGCGUCCUGCACGUAGGAGACCACGCUGAGUUCAUCAAGAACCUGCUUCCCAAGAGCCUGGUGAACGGUGUGCCGUGGUCCAGUGAAGGUCCCAGGAGGAACAGUCACACGUUUAACUGUCGUAUGCUGGUCAACCCUCACAGUGACAACAGGGACGAGACCAACGACCAUGAGAGACAGCAACAGAAAUACGAAGCCAUGCAGUGUUUCGCUGUCUCCGAACCCAAGAGCAUCAAGGAGGAGGCAGAAGACUUCCAGUCAUGUCUGAUUUGUGUGGCUCGCAGGAUGCCCAUGAAGGCGGGGCCAAUUCUUCCCGCACACGAGAGCUUCACCACCCGCCAGGACCUUCAAGGUAAGAUCACGUCACUAGACACCAGUCUUCUGAGAGCCUCUAUGAAGCCUGUGGAAGACCUGGUGAGGACAAGUAUCCAGAGGUUUCACCUACAGAACGACGGAGAGAUGUCCUUCGCCAAGAGACACCAACAAGAGGUGUUGCAUCACGGCCAGGCAUUCAGCCCCAUCUACAGGUUCUCUCUGUCAGACGGGACCAUCGUGUCGGCUCACACCAAGAGCAAGCUGGUCCGCUCCCCUGCCACCAACGAACCCCAGCUCUACAUGUCUCUACACCUGCUACAGAGGGAACAAUCAAGGUCUGAUCUGGGCCCGGGUCAAGACAUGGGGCCCGGUGGACAGGGGCCAGGGAUCAGCCCCAACCCUUCCAUAACCCCUCCAACCCAGGGGACCCUCUCUGGUUUGGGCCCCCAGGGACAGGACACUACAAUCAGCUCCAACAGCACGUUCUGUUCCCCUCCUCAUGGAAGUCCAGGGUCCAGAGAACCAGGGCUCGGAGCCAUGGGGCCAGGGUCCAGAGAACCAGGGCUCGGACCCAUGGGGCCAAGGUCCAGAGAACCAGGGCUCGGACCCAUGGGGCCAGGGUCCAGAGAACCAGGGCUCGAAACCAUGGGGCCAGGGUCCAGAGAACCAGGGCUCGGAGCCAUGGGGCCAGGGUCCAGAGAACCAGGGCUCGGAGCCAUGGGGCCAGGGUCGGAACACAUACAGGACUACCACUACGGCUGCCCCCCCCAGCCCAUGGGCCACUCCGGAGGGUUACAGGGAGGCAUGAACCUCCACAUCCACCCUAACCAUCAAGGGGCUAAUUGGAGGAUGAGCAGCCCGUCUCGAAGCAGCCCUAGCCCAGCCGGAGGGGCCCAUCUGGGGCAACAGAUUUCUAUGUUGUCCCCUAGGCACAGGGCAAGUCCAGGGAUGGCAGGGAGCCCUCGCUUGGCCCCAAGCCUGCACUCGCCCUCCCCUGUGGGGAUGGCUGGGUCUGGAACAGGGGUUGCAGUAGGAGGUAGCGGUCCUGCGGCUAACAGUCAUGCUAACAGUCAUGCUAACAGCCAUGCUAACAGCCAUGCUAACAGUCAUGCUAACAGCUAUGCUAACAGCCACAGCUACGGCAGUAGUUCUCUGUCGGCCCUGCAGGCUCUGAGUGAGUGUCACGGGGUCAGAGAAGGCAGUGGUGAACACACACACCCUCACGGCGCAGGGGGCCAGCAUCCUCAAACACACGCCCUGGGAUCACCUGACAGGAAGACGAUGGGAUCGCCCGCUGGGAUGGCGUUGGGAUCAGGAGUCAACCCUCACAUGAUGUCGAAGCUUGGCGGCGGUAAGGGAAAUGGGGACUCUUUGGGCAGAGAGCAGGAACAUGGUCAGGGUGGACAAUAUGACCAGAGACAUACAGAUGGGAACGGUACCCACGGUAACCAUGGUACCCACGGUAACCACGCUGACAUCACAGAGGAGAGGGAUGGCCUCGACGGUGGCUCCGGCGCACAGAGCCGUAGACAACGCUGUGACAACAAGGGCCACACCAAACUCCUCCAGCUUCUCACCACCAAGUCCCAACCCCUCGACACCCCUUUGUCCCCCAACGGAGGAGGGGACCCCAAGGACCCCUCGUCAGGGCUGGGGGGCCCUUACGCUCCAGGGGGCCACGCCACCUCCCUAAAGGAUAAACACAAGAUACUUCACAGGCUGCUCCAGAACAGCACCUCUCCUGUGGACCUGGCCAAGCUCACUGCUGAGGCCACGGAGGAGCUGGGGGAGCAAGGUGGGUGUGGUAACAGACAGACGGGACACGGUACGGACGGGAACCUCACACCCAAACAGGAGCCCCUGAGUCCCAAUAAGAAGGACAACGCCCUGCUGAGGUAUCUGAUGGAUAAAGAGGACAGUGGGAUGAAGGCGAGGCAGGGGAAGACGGAGGGAGCAGGAGGGCAGGUGAAGACGGAAAAACAGGAUUCAGGAUACGACCGCGCUGAACAGUCUUCAGAGUUGGAUGAAAUCCUCGAUGAGCUGCAGUGUGUCCAGCCCUCCUCCCUCCCCUCCUCCCUGGACAAACAGACCAUCAUCAACGACAUACUGCACAUCACCCAGGAAACCAGCCCUGGCAACCCCAACGCCAUGGCAACACAGCAGCAGCAGAGGGGCAUGCAGCGAGGCAUGGGGCCAGGCA